GGGGGUGCGCGCGACGACCCCGCAUCUGCUCCCUCUUCUUUCUCCCCGUCCACUCCACCUAACACACAAUAUCCACCCCCCGCCCGGCCGCGCUCAAUCCCCACCCCGGAUUUUCUGCCCCGGAUCCUUGCUCAGUUGCUCCGUCGAUCACCAUGAUGCCGCUCUAGGUAGACAUGAUUCACAUGCUCGCCGCGCACCGAGAGCGGGAGGCUGACAGGUCGUGGGCGUGGUGAGCGCGCUGCGGGAGGCCAAGUUCGUCAGAGUCGGAUCGGAUCAGGCCGAGAAGAAUCCUGACCGCGUCGCCUCCGUCUGAUCUGCUCUAUUGUUCGUUCCGGUUGCAGAGAGGUUGAAAUGGAUCUGCUGCUACCGCCGAUUAGUGCUUCUCUUGGUGCCAUGGUCUCCCUUGCACAGAAGCUGGAUGCGCUCCUCGAUACAGAACACACGGAUGAGAUGAGGAAACUCGGAACCCGGCUACUGGAGCUCUCCAAGGCACGAGACCCUCCCGUUACAGCCAGGAUCUGGAUGAAGGAUGUGCGUGAACUAUCCUAUGACAUGGACAACUUUGUCGACACUGAAGAAGAUUGGAUCUACAACAUGUCAGCAUUCAUGGGUCGUGUGAAGGAAGCAAAUGCACGGUACGAGCGGUACAGGCUUGAGAGCGUCCCCAGCCACACAGAUGUCUUUCCAAUCAUUAACCACUGUGGUCAGAAGACAGAUCUGGUCGUCGGCCUUCAUGACAAGGGUGGCGCGGUUGAUAGGCUCUGCCAUUUGCUGACCGAUGGAGAUGAGCAGCUCAAGGUGCUAUCCAUUGUCGGUGUUGGAGGAAUCGGGAAGACCACGCUUGCCAAACAGCUAUGGCGUGUGCACAAACUCAGGGACUACUUCCACUGCCGGGCUUUUGUGCGGACCGCCAAGAAACCAGACAUGAGGAGGAUCCUAAGGAGCAUACUCGCACAAGUUCGUCCGCACCAACCACCUGAUGCUAGCGAGAUGGGCGACCUCAUUCACGACCUCACUGAGCAUCUACAGGAUAAAAGGUAUGUUAUUAUAAUUGAUGACAUAUGGGAUACAUCAGUAUGGGAUGUUGCUACAUGUGCUUUCCCAGAGGGUAAUCAUGGAAGCAGGAUAAUAACAACAACAGAAAUUGAGGAUGUUGCUCUUGCAUGCUGUAGUUACCAGUCCAAGUACAUAUUUAAGAUGGAGCCACUCAGUGUCAGUCAAUCAAAAGAAUUGUUCACCAAUGCAGUUUUUUGCUCUGGAAAAGAGAAAUCUCCCCAAUUGGAUGAAGUGUCAGAUGAGAUUAUAAGAAGAUGUGAUGGUUUACCACAGGCAAUUAUCAGCAUUUCAAGUGUUCUAGGAAGCCAAAGGGAAGCAAAUGCAGUAGAGAGCUGGGAGCAAGUACAACAUUUUUUGCUAACAAGUACAACUUCUGUCGAGAUACUGAACUUUUGCUACAAUAGUCUUCCCAGUUGUGUUCAGACAUGUCUGUUGUAUCUUGGCAUAUACCCAGAGAACUAUAUAAUCUUGAAGGAAGAUAUAAUGAAGCAAUGGGUAGCUGAAUGCUUUAUCCGUGCACCAACAGAGAAAGAAAAAAUGGAGGUUGCUGGGAGCUAUUUUGAUAUUCUUGUCAAUAUGGGCAUGAUCCAACAUAUAGACGUAGACUAUAGCAGUGAGGUAUUGUACUAUGCAGUGCAUCACAUGGUACAUGAUCUUAUUACUUCUAAGUCCAUAGAAGAUAAUUUUAUCACUGUGAUAGAUUAUUCUCAGAGGCAAGUGCGGCUUUCUAAUAAGGUUAGUCGUUUGUCCCUCCAGUUUGGCGGUGCAACAUUUGCAAGUACACCAGCAAGUACUGGACUAUCACAAAUUCGGUCGCUUACUUUUAUUGGACUGAUGAGCUGCUUUCCUUCAGUUGUGGAGUUUAAGCUUCUUCGAUUUCUGAACCUUCAUAUUUGGAGUGAUCAACCAAGCACAUACUUCGACCUCAGGGUUAUCUGUGAAUUUGUUCUGUUGAGAUAUUUGCAGGUCACCUGCAGUGACACCGUAUAUCUUCCAGAUCAGAUGCAAGGUCUGAAACACUUGGAAACACUUGAAAUAAAUGCAAGAGUAAUAGUUAUUCCAUCGGAUAUUGUUCAUCUUCAGAGCUUGUUGCAUCUCCGUCUCGGAGGUGGGACAGAACUGCCCGAUGUGACUGGUAUACCCAGAAAUGUUACUGUGCCUAGUGUUGCCAAUUUAUUGGAUGAGUCAAGCAGUCCUCCAAAAUCAGUGAUGACAAUCGAGUUGUUGCCACCCAUUUGUAGAAUCCCCGAGUGGAUUGGACAGCUUAACAACCUCUGCAUUCUGAAAGUUGUCGUCGGUGAACUGCUAAGGGAUGAUAUCCAUAUCCUGGGAGGAUUGCCAGCCCUGACUGUUCUCACAUUGCAUGUCCAGCGACGAACUACAGAACUAAUUGGCUUCGCACCUGGAACAUUUAAUGCUCUAGAAUAUUUUGAGUUCAGGUGUGGCGUACUGCGCCUGAUGUUUGAGGAAGGAGCAAUGCCCAAUCUUCAGAGGAUUAAGCUAGGUUUCAAUUCUCACAGAGGAGAACAGUAUGAUCGUUUGCUUGUGGGCAUUGAGCACCUGUCAAACGUCCAGGAGAUUUCGGGAAUAAUUGGGUCAACUGUCCGUGCAGAGGAAUAUGACUUGCAGGCUGCAGAGUCUGCAUUCAAGGAUGCCACUGGCAAACAUCCUAGCAACGUCAACAUAAAAAGAACAGAUAUUGCUGUAGAAGAGUAUAGUCCUCUAGAAAAACAGCAUUUGGUCCGAGGGAAACACCCAUCGACAUCAAGUGAACAACGUGGAAGUCAAAAACAAGAGUCCCAGCAAGCUAUAAAGCAAAACGCCCAUAGCAAUUCUCAGUUAAUUAAUAGGAUACGUGAUGACAAGAAACAUGCAAGUGUGGAGCUACAGAAUGACCCGCCGGCAUCGACGCAGAAGAGGAUCGUGUUCAAGAUAGCGGACACUAUAGAUGACCGGGGGAAGUCCCGUGCCUUUAAAGCCCUUUCGAAGCUCCAUGGGAUAGAUCAGCUGGUGGUGGACAUGAAGGAAGGGAAGCUAACGGUGGUCGGAGGCGUGGACCCGGUGCUUGUAGUGAGCGCGUUGAGGGCCAAGUUCAAAGGUGCGCAUCUCAUCAGCGUUGGGCCUUCCACCCAGGUGAUCAAGCCUGAGGGACGAGCAAGUGUGGAGCUACCGAAUGACCCGCGAUCAUCGGUGCAGAAGAAGAUCGUAAUCAAGAUAGUGGACAUUACAGACAAGCGGUGGAAGUCCAGUGCCUUCAAAGUCCUUUCGAAGUUCCAUGGGACCAAUUCGGUAGCGGCAAACGAGGAGGAGGGGACGCUAACUGUGGUGGGGGACCUGGACCCGGAGGUCGUAGUGCUGGCAUUACAGAAGGCCAGACUCAAUGUGCAGAUCGUCAGCACGGGGCCGCAUAUCUUCUCAAUGGGCGAGGGGUUGAUGAACAAACCCGAGGGACGCAAAAUGCCUGGACGUAACCCGCCCGAGGGACAACAGAAGCCUGAAUCUAACCCACCCCAGCUGCCGCACAGUCUCAUCCCCCCGUACUCCCCUCCCUACCGGCCACCCCCCUACCGUCAACACCGCCACGAGGUCCACCAGUCCCGGGAGGACCCCAACUCAUGUGUCAUCCAGUGAUUUUUUUGCAUGGGUAUUGUGGAUUGUAUUCAUCAUAAAUAAUGUUAGAGCAUCUACAGCCGGACCUCUCAAA
Aegilops tauschii subsp. strangulata is the source of this 3760-nucleotide messenger RNA. Its product is annotated as disease resistance protein RGA5. The record is from RefSeq and is a predicted model, not a curated record. Lineage: Eukaryota; Viridiplantae; Streptophyta; Magnoliopsida; Poales; Poaceae. Gene Ontology annotation, molecular function: ADP binding; metal ion binding. Gene Ontology annotation, biological process: defense response to other organism.